AUGGAGAGCGGGGGGCGGAAGAGAAAACGGAAAGGGGAAGCGAGCGGCGCGGGGAGGAAGGGCCGGAGGGCGGGGGAGGCUGGGAGGGCGCGGCGGGGGCAGGGCGGGGAGGGACCACGUGCCCGGGAGCCGCCGGGAGGAAGCGAACGGGAAUUGGGCGACUUGGGGGGCGGCGGGGAGGGGAAGGGAGGCCCGGGAACGAGUUGGUUCGCUCCUGUUGCCGGGGCCGCUUCGGACCUCUGCGUGCGCCUUCUCUUCCAGGGCACGGCUCGCGCGCUCCGCUGGCUUUACAGGAAGUGCGAGCUGCGCCUCGGCCCAGUCUGGGUCGGGACACGCGCCCGCCGCCCCCCGCCCCCCGCCCCCCCGGGGUUCCCGCCGCGCGAGGCCCGGGCCGUGGGCUUGGGACGCGCAGGGGGGACGCGCGUUCGCGAGUCGCGGCGGGAAGCGAGAGGGACAGCGGGUGGGAAAGGGAAAGGACGCCUUAGGCGCAUCCGACCCGUCCAUCCCUGCACACCUGUCCCCGCAACAGGUAGGAGCUCGGGAAGCGCUGGUGACCCAGUGAUGCUACAGCCUCUUAAGCUGCAACUGAUUCUCUGCAGAAUACCCCCAAGAGAAGACUGUGAUCAGAGUUACCCACUGAGACAUGCAGCACAACCAGGAAAUAACCACAGAAUCUCCUGCCAAUACUUCCUCACCACCAAUAUGGAACCAGAAGUCGGCGUGCAAGAGAAGGGAUAGAGGUAGUCUACAUGAGUCAGCCUUCCAGCCUGUAGAAUAGAGCAGGAUGAAAAUGGGUGGGGACGUUUCUAGAGAGGCAAAGGAAAGAUAUUCCACAUAUUCUCUGAGAUUCUGAGGCUGGUCAGCCUUCCAUUUUCCCCCAUUCUCCCUUUCUGCAAAUGAGAAAGAACCAGCAGGAAUGAGCAGAAAAAUCCUACUUAGGAAAUUAUUUUCAUAACAGAACGUCACAUUGAAUAGAGUCAGCCUGGCUAUCCAUGAAUCUGUGGAUUAUACCUCUUUGGGAAAGUCUCCGGGCUUCUCCACUACCCAUACAUAAUAAGAAUGCUUUCUCCUGGGACAAUAUUUUAACAGUACAUUGUAUCUGGACAACUGUAUUCCACAUACCUUGGGGGCACAGACUGUGUCUUACUUGUCUUAUAUAUCCCCAGCAUCCAGCCGUGGCGUGGUGCAGUGUAAAUGUUGAAUGAAAGGAUGAAUGACACAUGAAUUUUUAAAUCAGAGAGACAAUGCUAAAAACUUAGGGAGGUUAACAGUAUCUUGAAUUUCUAUCAUUCUCCCACAGGGUGGCAGCAAUUACCGUGGUCCAAUUUUCUUAUGCGUGGCAUUUAGGUACCUAUCUUCAUCCUGUAUCUUAUGAAUAGAAUUAAUCUAUUUUAAAAAUCAUUAUAUCAAGGAGAGAAUAAUACCCUGAAGAGAAAAAAAAAACCCUAAUAUUUACUGUCACAAAGUAUUAGCUAUGGCAUCAUAAAUUUUACUUUAAAAGGCCUUUGGAAAAAAUGCAUGUUAGUAAAUUUCUGAAAGAAAUAAAAUCUGUCUGCUGUGCAAAUGGUGGAUAAACAAAUGAAUUAUCUCUGCCUCAUGUGGUACCUAACUCUUAUCCAUUCACCCCAAAUCACCAGGUUCCUC
Canis lupus familiaris (dog) is the source of this 1644-nucleotide messenger RNA. Its product is annotated as insulin receptor substrate 4-like. The transcript is spliced from 4 exons. Bases 1 to 738 code for a protein of 245 amino acids. The record is from RefSeq and is a predicted model, not a curated record. NCBI's taxonomy places the organism in Eukaryota, Metazoa, Chordata, Mammalia, Carnivora, Canidae.